This is a messenger RNA of Rhagoletis zephyria (snowberry fruit fly), 2037 nucleotides long. NCBI's taxonomy places the organism in Eukaryota, Metazoa, Arthropoda, Insecta, Diptera, Tephritidae. The record is from RefSeq and is a predicted model, not a curated record.
AUGCCCACGGUGAGCAACACGGUGAACAUCAGCCCGGACGGGCAGUACAUCGUCGCGACGGGCAUCUACAAGCCCCGGGUGCGCUGCUACGACGUGAACCAGCUGGCGCUGAAGUUCGAGCGCGGCCUCGACGCGCAGGUGGUGAAGUGCAUCAUCCUCUCGGAGGACUACUCGAAGCUGCUCUUCCUCGAGGAGGAGCGCUACGUGGAGCUGCACUCGCAGUUCGGCUUCUACUACAAGACCCGCAUCCCUCGCUUCGGCCGCGACAUGGCCUACAACGCCGUCACCUGCGACGCCCUCUUCGUCGGCGCCGGCCCGGAGAUCUUCCGCCUCAACCUCGAGGUGGGCACCUACCUGAAGCCCUUUGAAACCGGGGCCGUGGCCGGGCUGAACGCCGUCGCCCUCAACCCGGUGCACAACCUCCUGGUGACCGGCUCGCAGGAGGGCCUCGUCGAGGCGUGGGACACGCGGGCCCGGGAGCGGGUGGCCACCCUGGACUGCGCCUACGACGUCGUCCGGACGGAGGUCAAUUUGGCCUCGAAGCGAAUUCCCGCCGUGAGCACCAUCGCCUUCCGCGACGACGGCCUGACGAUGGGCGUCGGCACCAGCGGCGGCCAGAUUCUCCUCUACGACAUUCGCGCCAACCGUCCUCACCUCACCAAGGACCACAUGUUCGGCCUGCCCAUCAAAUCGAUCGCCUACCUCGACGGCCCCCUCAACCUCGUGGCCUCGCUCGACUCGAAGAUCGUCAAGUUUUGGAACCGCCACACUGGCGCCCCCUACACGGCCAUCCAGGCGGACCGCGACCUGAACGGCCUCGCCGCCUACCCUAACUCAGGAAUGUUCUUCCUGGCGAAUGAAUCGGAGAAGCUGCUCUCCUACUACAUUCCCUCGAUUGGACCCGCCCCCCGCUGGUGCUCCUUCCUCGACCGCAUCACCGAGGAGCUGGAGGAGUCGACGGAGAAUGACGCCCUCUACGACGACUACAAGUUCGUCACCGAGGCGGAGCUGGCGGAGAUUGGCCUCUCCGAUCUGAUUGGCACUAACCUCCUUCGAGCCUACAUGCACGGCUACUUCAUGGACAUGCGGCUGUACCGGAAGGCGAGGGACGCCUCGCAGCCGUUCGCCUACGAGGAGUACCGGAAGGCGAAGAUCAGGGAGCGGUUGGAGGCGGAACGGGUGGACCGAGUCAGCGUCCAGGACCGCCUGCCGAAGGUCAAUCGGGCCCUCGCAGAGAGGCUGCUGCUCGACGAGGAGGCGAAUGCCACUUCGAAGAAGUCGAAGAGCAAGAAGUUUGUGCCCAAUCCGCUCAAGGACGAGCGCUUCGCCACCAUCUUCACCAAUCCGGACUUUCAGGUGGAUGAACUUAGUGAGGAGUUUCGCCUGCUCAAUCCGGUCCUCUCGAGGAUGUCCAGACCAGAAAAAGCUGAUGAUGGAGCAAAGCCCCUCUACGCGGACGUCUUUGGGAAAGGAGAGGGCGAGGGAGAGAUCAGCAGCGACUCGAGCGAGGACUCCGAUGAUGAUCUGUUUUCUGGUGGUGGUGGUCGUGCUGGUGCUGCUGCAGCUGCUGAAGACAGUGAAGAGGAGUUUAGUGAUGAUGAUGAUGAAGAGGAAGAUGAAAAUGAAGACGCUGAUCUCGAGGACACCAGGACUGACCGAAAACAACAGCAACAGCAAAAACAACAACAAAGACAGCAGCCGGCAAAACAACAACAACAACAACAGCCACAACCGACCAAAAAGCCAACUGAAUCGCCUCCAACCUCUCAAAUCACCACCAAAGUGUACCGAAUGAAGAGCGACACUGCGUACAACGGCCUGCCCGCAACUGCCCAGCAGGACUCCAAAGGAAAACAGAGACGAGUGGUGAACACUGCCAAGCAGACCUUUGAGCAGCGGCUGCGAAGCAGUGAACAACAACAACAACAAUCUUCAGGUGGAUCGGGAGAAUCCGCCCGACUGCUGCACGGCGGCAUCGGCGGCAAUCGAGUGAUGACCUUCACGCCCAGCUCCAGCGGACGGGAACGGGAGGCAGAG